AAUCCAAACCCGAGCAUAUUGGGAUCCGAAAACUACGGCCUGGUCGACUUCCUACGCUCUUGGGCCUACGGAAACGUCCCGCUAAUGUCGUUGAGGUUACCUCGGCCGGGCAUCCGUAGAGUCUUGAAGCAGGCCAACAGCGGAGUGGAGCGUGUUCAUUACAGAGACCUGCGCGCCAAUGGCUGUGAUAUGCAAGGCCUAGACUGGGACAGUAUGAACACGGCCCGCUACUACGCCAGAGAAAUUCGUCGACAAACGUACAGGAACUACGUCAACAGGCCUGGCUCUGAUAUUUACGUAAACAAAAUUCCUUCGACCGAGAACUUCUUCAGAUUCUACAGGAUGGACGUUCGACGAGACAUUAGUCUUGCCCAUUUCCAGCUCCGGAGCGUUCUUGCCUGUCCUACUCGGACACAGGCGUUUUACCCCAGCGUCCAUGGCAUAAACGUGAUGAAUACGGCGACGAAAAAAACCACAUUGGCCAUGGAUCUACGCGCAUUUUCUGGUAUGACGGGCCCGGCAAUCUCAACACUGGAUGCCGGCUGCGGCUUGUUGAUGAGUGGUACAUUCGGCGGCGACUACUUUCUGCAGUCGCUGAGCAAUGAAGACAGGAGGAACUACUCCGAGGGGCAAAUAUCUACUAAUAUCAGCGGUAUCACCAACCACAUCAAGAUAUACAAGCCGAGGAGAUCCGAUAGCCCCGCUGCCGCCAUCGCAAGCAAUGACAAUCGUUUCCGCCUCAUGGACCUUCGGACAGAAAAAUUCACCUCUACCUUCACAUACCCUUUUGCGCUAAAUUGCUCGGCCAUGUCACCAGAUGGUCGACUGAGGGUCGUUGUGGGCGAUGACCUGAAUGUCUUAAUCACCAACGCAGAGACGGGAGAAGUCCUACAGAAGCUGGACGGGCACCGUGAUUACGGCUUUGCCUGCGACUGGUCAGACAAUGGCUGGACAGUUGCCACCGGAUUCCAAGACAAGACUAUCAAGAUCUGGGACGCUCGACGCUGGCAGAAUUCAAGUGGCAUCACCUCACCGAUCUGCACAAUAAAUACCGAGAUGGCUGGUGUCCGAAAUCUGCGCUUUUCGCCAACAGGUUGUGGCAAGCCGAUCCUUGCUGCUGCCGAAGAGGCUGACUAUAUCCACCUGAUUGAUGCCGGCACUUUCGGGUCUAAACAAACCAUCGAUAUCUUUGGUGAGAUUGGCGGUGUGGCAUUUACCAACGACGGUCAGAAUCUCAACGUCCUCUGCUGUGACGCUCACCGUGGCGGACUGCUGCAGUUUGAGCGCUGUAGCUACGGAGUUGAUGAGCCUCUCUCAGCAGGA
This is a messenger RNA of Trichoderma atroviride IMI 206040, 1323 nucleotides long. NCBI's taxonomy places the organism in Eukaryota, Fungi, Ascomycota, Sordariomycetes, Hypocreales, Hypocreaceae. The record is from RefSeq and is a predicted model, not a curated record.